Mizuhopecten yessoensis (Yesso scallop) is the source of this 7829-nucleotide messenger RNA. Its product is annotated as pantothenate kinase 3-like. The transcript has 7 exons. The coding region runs from base 1488 to 2786 and encodes 432 amino acids. Lineage: Eukaryota; Metazoa; Mollusca; Bivalvia; Pectinida; Pectinidae. The record is from RefSeq and is a predicted model, not a curated record. Gene Ontology annotation, biological process: coenzyme A biosynthetic process. Gene Ontology annotation, molecular function: ATP binding; pantothenate kinase activity. Gene Ontology annotation, cellular component: nucleus; cytosol.
GUCGGAGUGUUUGCCCUCAAGGACUGUUUGGGUGCGUUGUGAUAAGAUGUCUGUUAUCCAUGUUAGUGUGGUUCCGGUGAUUCCGUAAUAUUUUAGUUUGUAUUGUAAGUGUUUGUGUGGAACUUUGUCAAAUGCUUUGGGAAUGUCCAUUAUGAUGAUGUCUGUGUGUUUGUUGUUGUGGUGGUGGUUCUGUGCAAGGUCUUGUAUGAAUGUGAUUAGUUGUGUUUCGCAAGAUCUUGAUGUGCGGAAGCCAUGUUGUAGGUCGUGCAGUAUUGUGUUGUCUUCAGUGUUUCAUGGUUGUACUUGUGAUGAUGUGUUCUAGGAGUUUGCAUGCGAUGUAUGUGAGUGAUAUCGGUCUGUAGUUUGUUGGGUUGUAUUUGUCUCCUAUUUUGUAAAUGGUGUUUACGUUGGCGUGUUUCCAGUCACUGGCUAAUGUUCCUGUAUUGAGUGAUGUUUGGAAUAUUUUUGUUAACAUAGGUGCUGUGAUGUCCUUAAGUUCUUUCAGUAUUCUGUCGUGUUAUGUGGUCUGGGCCUGUUGCUUUAUGUGGGUUAAUGUUAUUGAGUAGCUUGUAUCUGGCAUGUGUGGGUGGGGCGAUAUUCCUUUGUCAGGUAUUGUCGUGUUUUGUUCUGGUGUGAAGGCUUUUUGGAACUGUUCAUUUAAUAUGUUUGCCUUUGUUUCUGGGUCUGUUGUGAAGUGUUCGUUUUUUUACGUAACUUGCUAUGAUGUCUGUGUUUCCUUUUUUGUGGUUUUGAUGAAUGAGAAGAGUUUUUUAGGGUCGUAAAUGUGUUCCUUGUACUGUAGCCUUCAUGCAGGUUCGCCUAUUGGUAGGUCUAGAUCUGUAAUCAUCUUCUCAGUGUUGUGUAUAGGUAUGCAUUGCGGGUUUGAUUGAUACGGACGGUCCAUAUUAAUCAUAAAAGAAGAAGAAAAAAUGAUUGAAAAUGUCAGUCUUCUCGAAAAUUUCCAAAACUUUUAACAGUUGUACACGUAUGGCGGUUGAUGUUUCUUCUUUUUUAUAACCCUAUAAUUUGGUUUCACCCAGUCCCCCUUUUUAAUCAGUUUUAAAUUAUUCCAAAAACAGUUGCUUAAAAAACAAAGUUGCCCGCAUUGCUUCAAAGGGAAACCUUCGAUUAGUAUAUUGGCGUAAAGUUGGUAAGGUCCAUAAGAUUUUUUAAUGUUGCGUUCGGUUUUUUCUACAUCCGAUUUUUGUAUAAACCAGAUGUAAACACUUCCGGUAUAUUUCUAUCGGUACACGCUGUUGUUGGUUGUUAGAUACACAGACAUCGAGGUGUCAAAGUUUAAGAAUUCAGUUUCUAUCUUAGGACGAACACAUACCAUUCCCUUCAAAGUGUUUCCUUUACACGAUGCAUGCAAUGAAUGAACGAUCGCUUGUCAAGUGUGUGUGUCACAGGGUUCAUGGUUGGUGUCGGUGAGAGUAAUGAAGCGAAACAUUUGACCCUUCUACUCGUGUACGUUUUGUAAGGGACGGAUGAUGGAUAAUGGUACCGGCACUGAGUCUACAGGCGGAGCGAUUGACUAUGACAUCCUCAGUCCUCGGUGCUGUGUUAGACCGCCUAUGCCAUGGUUUGGAAUGGACAUUGGAGGCACUUUGACAAAACUUAUAUAUUUUGAGCCAAAGGACAGGACAGCACAAGAAGCUGAAGAGGAAAAAGAAACUAUAAAAGUUAUCCAUAGUUACCUGAUAGGAAAUGUUGCUUAUGGAAAAACGGGUAUCCGUGAUGUUCAUUUGGAAAUGUGCAAUCAGACAAUAGGAGGGAGGACAGGAAGUCUUCACUUCAUACGAUUCCCCACAUGUGAAAUGUCUGCAUUUAUUGACCUAGCUAAAGUAAAAAACUUCUCUAGUCUAGCCACAGGGAUAUGUGCAACGGGGGGAGGAGCCUACAAGUUUGAGGAGGAGUUCAAACAGCGUGUCAACCUAAGUAUGUACAAGUUUGAUGAGUUAGAUUGCUUGAUAAAGGGAAUCCACUACAUAGACCGGCAUAAUCUCAGUGAAUGUUAUUAUUGGAAGAAUCCAGGUGACCCCGACACAUGUGAGAAAGUUCCAUUUGACUUCCAUGACCCCUAUCCCUAUUUGGUGGUCAAUGUGGGGUCAGGGGUCAGUAUACUGGCUGUUCGGGCUUAUAAUGAUUAUAAGAGAGUCAGUGGUACAAGUCUUGGAGGUGGGACGUUCUUCGGUCUGUGUUGUCUCCUCACUAACUGCGAUACAUUUGAGGAAGCCAUAGCAUUAGCGUCUAAGGGAGAUAACACUAAGGUGGACAAACGAGUCAAGGAUAUAUAUGGUGGCGACUAUAACCGAUUCCAUUUGCCUGGUGAUAUUGUGGCUAGCAGUUUUGGCCAAAUGCACCUCAAGGACAAAAGGGAACAAUCCAGCCGAGAGGAUUUAGCCAGAGCCACACUAACAACGAUCACAAACAACAUUGGUUCUAUAGCUCGGAUGUGUGCUGUGACUGAGAAAAUUGAGCGAGUGGUGUUUGUUGGGAACUUCUUACGUGUGAACACUAUCUCCAUGAAGUUGCUGGCCUUUGCCAUGGAGUUUUGGUCAGAUGGAGCGAUGAAGGCUCUUUUUCUGGAGCAUGAGGGUUAUUUUGGUGCUAUGGGCUGUAUGAUGGAAUACAUCUCUUCUAGGUCUGGAGAUUCCUUUUCUUACCCACAUCCCGAUAACACAACUAAUGAUCACUGUGACCAUCGGCCUGGUUGUAUGGAUCCUGACCAUCACAAGUCUGACCAAAGGGACCAGGACCAUACACACACGAAUGGGUUAGGAUGACCACACUGACCAUUAGUGUUGUAGCCAUACUGUAGAUAUUCCAGUUUUACUGCUGUGAUAUAAAAUUGCUGAUAAUUUAUAAUAAGUAGAUGUGAUACUUUGUAUACCCUAAAAUCUCAAAAUUAGCAUGAGCAAAAUAAAAGACAGUCUCAAAAAUAAAUCCUUGUGUGAAAUUAGGGACCUCCCAACAAAUAUUUUAGUACCGGUUGCACUGUUAUGAGCCAUGGGUUUCAUCUAUCAGUCACACAGAGAUGUAAAAUGUCAACAAUUUCUAUUUAUGUGUUCAUCACCACAUUAUAAUGACUUAGUAUAUCAACUAUGUCUUGAUACAUUACUUGGUGUCGGGACUGCUAUACGAAAUGUUUAACUUCAACAUUUGUGGUUAAAAAGAAAUGUUGACUUUUAAAAAUGAGCAGUGGGCGCAGGGCAGGUCGAGAUGGGCGCAGCACCAAUAAGCAAAUUGGGUCUGGGGAAUACUCCGCGAUGCAUACAUGUAAUAAAAACUUUGUAGAGACAGCCCAAAUGGGGAAAUAGGGGUUAACCUUUAAAAGACCACUCCUUAAAUACAGACAAUGAUUUUCACCUAAUUCUUCAUAGCUCAUAGGCCAAAAAAGGGAAAUAAGGGUAAAUCUUUAAAAGACUUAUUGUUGAGAAUAGAUAAAAGGAUUUUCACAUUUGGGUCAUCUUUAAAGUAACGGUAAUCUUACAAGACGUAAUAGUGAUAGCAUCUGUACAAAAAUGAGCCUUUUUAACCAUUAAACCUAUAUAUUGGCUUGGUCAAUAAAAUUGAUCAGGCAAUAGUACCACAACACACAAAUAAGCUUGUGUGCACUCUUUUGACCGCAUUUGACCAAAGUGAAAGUAGUACCUCUCCCAAUAACAAAAGAACGAUCAUAAAUAAAUAAGCUCUGACUAAUUUGAGAUUUUAAGAUAUAUAUUAUAAUAAGCUAUACAUUUUCAAUACAUACUCGUAGCUGUGAUUUUAUUAUAAACAUGUAUAUAUAUAUAUGUGUGUGUGUGCCACCAUUUCAUCUCCGAUCUCGUCAUAACCUCAAGGUUCAAAGUGUUAUGUCAAGGUCAGAAUCAUUCUUUAAGGUCGUGACCCUAAAUUGUUCCUAAUAUAUCAGCUGACAUUUUAGAGCUAUUUGACUUUAAAUAUUAAAUUUAUCAUUGAUCUUCAAAUGCUAUAUUACAUGUACAGGUAAUAGAUUUAUGAAAGUCUUGUAUACUGUCAGAUGUACCUGUUGACUCUACGUAAUACAAGUCAUACUUCAUCUUGUAAUCUAUAACUUAUAAAUAUGUAGGUCCAAGUCAUUAUUGUUAAUAGGUUGAAGAUAAAAAGUGUGCAUAAUUCUAUGAGUGAUAGUGUUUUACUGGCUAGAUGUGAUACUAAUUUGGUUUGUGAGGUGGUUAAAUCAGCAAAAAAACAAAUCCAUGUAAAGCCUCACAAACCUGACUGAUGUAUUAGUCAGUGAACACAGUCUGAAAUACAUAUUAUGCUGGUGGCUAUUAUAUUGUCUACAAGUUACUUCUUCAUGUUCAUUUAUUGACAUUGUUGCUAUGAUGUUUCCAUGUUGCGAUCAUGACAUCAUUAUCCGUAUACUGGGAUAUAUUCGCUGUAGGUUACGAUUCCCUUCGCCAUAUUUUUUGCACUCCACAAUGAGGUUAAAUAUAUCAUUACAGUGAAUACUAGUACACAGCAUACCAUAUAUAGUAAUAACAUAUGAAGAGUGAAAUUAAUAUGGAAUUUACCAGUGAAGGGUGAUUAUUUGACUGGGCUAAAGUCUUUUGGUAAACAGUACUGUUUAUUGGAAAGGUAUUGCCCUGUCAAGUAUGCUCCCUUUGUCAGUAAUAUACAUAUACAGUAACAUCCCGUUUCAACACUGUCCUGCUAUGUAUGGUAAGUUGUAUACUUACACGGGCUUGAUCAAUUUACCGUAAUGACAGAGGAGGAAGGAAGGGGGAAAUUACCGUGGUGAACAUUGUUAUUUUGUAACGUGACAACAAUCUACCCAUUCAUUGCUUCUAAAAAUCAGGAAUAAUGUGAACGUUUUCCUGGUGAAUGUAUUACAGUAGAGGUAAAUAUGGCCUCUUUAUACAGGUAUGUCAGCACUUGAUGUACCUGUCACUGCUUUCUAUUUACAUAUGCGUACAUACUAGAGGUACCGGUAGUCAAUUAUUUAUACAGGGUUCAGGUAGAGGUUGAUUUUGUAAAUUUCAUGUAGUUGUCAUGACAUAAUGUAUAAACGGAUGGUGAUCUGAUUGAAUUAAAAUUAAAAUUUUACUUACAAUGAUAUGGUUAAUUCCAGUGAAUAGGUACUACCAGAGAUGUCUGUUAGAAUAGUGUGUGUGUGUGUGUGGUUCAUUUGACUGGGACAUGUUUUUGAAGAGGUUGUCCCCUUAAUCAAGGUGUCAGAUAAGACAAGUUUUGGUGUCUAUUAUUAGGAAGUCUUCCCAGUGACAGUAUCCAAGGCCAGUAUUGUGGGAGAAAUUGCUCAAAUCGUGGUACUGAUAGAUAACUGUUCAAAGGUUUCCAGUGUAUCAAAUGUACCAAUGUAUUGUUUAUCUGAUAGAGGGAAAGGGUUCAUUUUCUUUUUAUUGAAGUCAUCUAUUUGGUCUUGUAUUGAUCAGAUUUUUUUUAGACAUAAAGAUACAUCUGCAUAAGUAAAGAGAAUUGUUUACAAAAGCUUUCGAUGGCUUAUGGAAAUAGCAAAAUUGGUCUCCUUAGUUUUCAAAUCAUUUUUUUUUGCAAAUCUUGAGAUCUAUACUCAAUGUUCUAGCACUCCUGAUAAUUUCAAAGGUACAGAGUAGGACUUUUGACAGGAAUAAGUUUAAUUGUCAGCCAAUAUAUCUCUCGUUAUGUACAGUGGUCUAUUUGGGAUAAACCCACAAAAUAUGCCUUAGAAAGGGAGGGAACUAUGUUUAGGAAACGAGAGGAGGCUGUGCUUUAGUGAUGAGAGGGAGGAUGGGAUCACAAAAGUUGUAUUUAAGAUUUGUAGAUGCAAUGUCUUUACAUGUCUUUUAUUUCUAAUGAACAUGUAUUAUAUAACUAUAUGACUCAAUAAUGACCUCGCAACUAGCAGUUUUGUGCAUAAUAUACUACAGUAUGUACACCUGUAAGGGAAAAGGUGGCAAAUUAUUGAUAUAAGAUUUUAAGCCUUAGAAAAAACACCUGAAUCCCUUAAUACCAGGUAUGUACAUCAGGAAAGGAAUUUAAACAUUAAACAUCUAAAUUAUAUAUUGCCAAUAAUUCACCCUUCAUAGACAAAACCUAAUUGAAAUCAAAAGUGGCAAGCGUUUUAAAAUCAAAUUGGUUAAUUUAGUGCCAGUAUGUCGUUCAUCAAUGUAAAUCUAUUGAAGUCAAAGUGGUAGAUGUGAGUACCCUGCAUACCCAUUAUGGAUUUAACCUAUCAAAAUCAAACACUCGUGACAUCAUUAUUCUCUGAUCAACUUCCCCACUGUCUAAAAUGUAGUUUUGUGUAAUGUUAUUGUUUUGAGAUGAAUAUCUGUUUCCCUGUUGCUGAGACUAUAUAAUCCCAUGCAAUAUUGAAUUAUAUUAUUUUAAGUACAGCAACUAUAAAUUGCUCAAAGCUACAUGAUGGUGGGUGUCUGUUUUACAGUUACAGUAUUUUGUGCUAAUAAGUAAUAUUUCAUAGAUUUUAUAGAUUUGCAAUAAUGAUUUCCUUGUAAAGUGCAUUUAUUAUUGUUUGUAUAUUUUGUUUAAUUAGAGGUCCAAUGUUGGUUGAAUUUAUGAGUUUUUUCCUUUAUUUAUACUUUGUUGUAUAUUGUAUACACUGCCUAUAUAUUAUUAUAUCAUUAUUUUCCGAUUGUUUUGUGCUGAUGCAACCAUAUCAAUAUUGCUUCUAUGACAAACUUUCGGAACUCAAUUAAUCAUUAGUUCAUCAUAAAUUGAAUUGAAUUAUUCAAUGAUUCUUUUUUUAUUGUUAGUACAGUUUGGUAUACACUAAAAACAUGUAAAGAUUUGUUAAGUUAAGGGUGGUAUUAUACAAAUGUAUAUGUUACCAAUAUUUAGUCAACAUGGAAACAUUUCUGUGAAAACUUUACUGCUAUUGAAGCAUCAUUUAUAUACUAAGUUAAAACACUUACAAGAAUUUAUUGAAUAAUUUACAAAUAUUAAUCUUUUUCUCGUCUACAUAUAUGAUGUUCUAUAAUUCAAAUAAGGAUUGAACAGCAUUCCUUAUAUUUACAUUCUAAAUUAUAGUUAUUAUUAAACUUAAAUACAGGUAUUCCCUUAUAUUUUCUAUAUUUUAGUGUUUAUUAUGUCAGUGCAAAUAAGAUUCUUGGAACAGCUUAACCACCAAAAUGUUUGCUUCCAAUGGUUGUGUCUUGUCAUUCGAGACGGGAGGAGAAGCUUCAAAAUAACACUGAUCAAAUUGCAUUCAUAGCUCCAUGAACAUUUUUUUCUGGUAAUGUUUAUAAAGGAACUUGCAGUGGAAAUGUAAAUAUGAUGUUCAUGCGCAUUACAAGAGAAUGAUAUGAAUACUGUCAUGACUGAUCUACCACCUUGAUAAACACUUCCAGCUUCAUGUCAUUCAAUGCAAGCAUAACCAAUUUUCCAAAAUGUUCAGCCGUUGUUUUCUAUACAAUGAGGUGGUUGUAUUGUCCCUUUUUCCUCGGUGAUGUUUUCCAUUUUCAGGAGAUUAUGUUGUUCAUUUCUAAGAGUUAAUUGAGAAGAUCAAUGAUCAGCAAUGGAAAAAAAAUAAGAAGUGAAAAAUAUUGACUGAAAUUGUCAUCAGUAGUAUCAAAUUAAUAAACCAGAAUAGUAAAAGGUGAUUACAAUACAGGUGGCAAAAUGUAUUUCAGGAGGUGUUGACAAAUGUUGAAAAGUGGUGGAAUAUGAUUUUGUCUAAAAUGUACCAAAUAUUGACUGGAAUAGCAUGAACAUUGUAUUUAGGUUCUACCAGGUAUAUAGGCUAGAGGUCCCAGACUCUUAUACAGUAUCUUAUAACUAAGACAUCUAGGCUGUAUAUUGAGAGCUUAAAAAAGAAUAGUUUUAAAUGACUUUUAUUGACUCUGGAGGCG